Messenger RNA from Fulvia fulva, 453 nucleotides. RefSeq lists its product as uncharacterized. NCBI's taxonomy places the organism in Eukaryota, Fungi, Ascomycota, Dothideomycetes, Mycosphaerellales, Mycosphaerellaceae. The transcript has 4 exons. Bases 1 to 453 code for a protein of 150 amino acids. The record is from RefSeq and is a predicted model, not a curated record.
AUGAAUCACAGAACACCAUGUGAGAGAAUUGCCAACGCCAACGAGUGGUGUGGCUUCACGUAUACUCUGUUCCGAAGCGGAAUCCAGGACAUCGGGCCGCAAGCUCGAAUCUUUGCUGGUGAUCAUCUGGAGUCUCACUAUAUAUACGAUGACUCGACGGGCAAUUACACCCAAAAUCUUGUGCAGAAUCGCAACGUUGUCGCAACCCUGAGCACAAAUGACGGCGUUGCCCAGGGCUUCGGAACGGCUGAGGAAUGUGCAGCUACUGAUUGCGGCACGGUCCCAGCACAUCGAUGUAUUAAUACCAUCAUCACCAUGGAUAGCCCCGAUCCCGACUACGGAAAGACUCAAGCUCAAGCUCCGGGUGUGACUACGAGCGGAUUUGGCACGUCCGACGGCGGCAAGACUUGGGCGGUUGACAGGAUCAGCAUUCCUCAGUUCACGUUUACUUAG